Molecule: messenger RNA, 1104 nt
Organism: Guyanagaster necrorhizus
Lineage: Eukaryota; Fungi; Basidiomycota; Agaricomycetes; Agaricales; Physalacriaceae
Exons: 2
Coding region: 195-896 (233 amino acids)
Biological process (GO): C-terminal protein methylation
Cellular component (GO): membrane
Molecular function (GO): protein C-terminal S-isoprenylcysteine carboxyl O-methyltransferase activity
Source: RefSeq, a predicted model, not a curated record
CUCAUACUCUUUACAAACUCAAAAAUUUCACAAGGGAAAAAGCUAUUGGAAAUUUCCACAACUCUGGAGCUAGAUCUCCCAUUUCCGGUCUUUGUUCCUUCUAUCUUCGCAACGGAGGCACCCGAAAGAGACAAAAUGAACCCGCAAUCAUCAUAUAUAAAAAGGACAGACAUCGGGCCAGCGAUAUCCCAUCCAUGUCUCUCGUUCGAGCAACCCUGACUCUCGUCCAGGCGAUAGCGCACCACUCUGCGAUGACGCCUCCCAAUCCUACACCAAAAAAGGGACGUUAUCAUACUGAAGAGCUGUACAUCCUCCAAAUCGCACCUUUUAUUUUCUGGUUGCACUCUGUAGCCCUAUGGAUCUUCGCUGCCUUCGAAACGCUCCUCUACCUCACCACCAUCCACCCCGCGCCCACCUACGCAUCCCCCGCAAUCUGCCCCGCCUCCUCCUCCUCCCCCGCCUCCUCCUCCCCACACGUCCUCCCCACAACACUCUUCACCAUCGGCUCCAUCCUCAUCCUCGCCGGCUCCGUCAUGCGCCUCGACUGCUUCCGUGCCCUCGGCGAACUAUUCACCUUCGACCUAACCGUGCACCCCGCGCACAAGCUCGUCAAGACGCGCCUAUACGGCAUCGUCCGCCAUCCCUCCUACACCGGCUCCAUGUUCCUCGUAGCAGGGAUCGCCCUCGCGCACCUGACGCGCGGCGGCUGGGUCGCAGAGUGCAUCUUCAACGACUGGAGCCGGUGGGCCCUCUGGGCCCUCUGGUGGACGUGGACCAUCUCGGUGGGGAUCAGCAGGGCCCGCGCGGAGGAUAAGCAGAUGAGGUUGCUGUUCGGCGAUGACUGGGUGCAAUACGCUCGAGACGUGCAUUGGUGGUUCGUCCCGUACUUGCUUUGAUUCCAUCAUUGAUGCCAUGAUGAUCCCCCAUUCGUCGAUAUCUCGCCGGGCCCCGGGCGUAACAUACUGGUUUUAUGUAGCAUAGAUAGAUCGUUCGACGAACCCGCAUGUGACUGACUAUCCCACUUGGCUUGGAGUGAGAUUGAUGACCCUGGACCAUGCCGCUCAUUCGACAGCGUCCAAAACUCGAACACGCGACUCGGACAAU